AUGGCGCCGUUGCCUAUCAAGCUGGGCGAGAUCGUCCAGCUCACUUCUCUCGGCAUUGACAGCGCGUCCAUCGGAUUCAACUCUUGCACAUUAGAAUCCGACCACUUCAUCUGUGUACGCGAGAAGAAGAGCGAAACAGCUCAUCCCGAGGUCGUUAUCGUCGACUUGAAGAACAUCAGCAAUGUUAUGCGCCGCGGUAUCAAGGCAGAUAGUGCUAUUAUGCACUGGACACGCCCAGUCAUUGCUCUGCGAGCCCAAUCAAGAACCCUUCAGAUCUUCGACCUCGAGAAGAAGGCCAAGUUAAACUCGGCCACCACAAACGAGGACGUUGUUUACUGGAAAUGGAUUAGCGAGUCAGCCAUUGGCCUCGUCACCGAGACUGGUGUCCAUCACUGGGACGUCUUCGAGGCGAACCGGGCCCCGGUCGAGGUCUUCAAGCGGAAUGCUGCCAUGGGCGCUUGCCAGAUCAUCAACUACCGUGUAGAUGCUGACAGCAAGUGGAUGGCUGUUGUCGGAAUCUCGCAACAGCAAGGACGCGUCGUCGGCUCCGUCCAACUCUACUCUAAAGAGCGUGGCGUCAGCCAGGCCAUCGAAGGCCAUGCAGCGUCAUUUGCCACGUAUCAGAUGGAGGGCGCACCGCAGCCGUCCAAGCUGUUUGUCUUCGCCGUUCGCACUGCUGUUCACGCCAAGCUCCACAUUGUCGAGGUGGAUAAGCCUGAAGCCAACCCAGCCUUCCCCAAGAAGGCUGUGGAUGUCUAUUUCCCCGCAGAGGCUGUCAACGACUUUCCCGUUGCCGUCCAGGUCUCACAGAAGUACGGAAUCGUCUAUCUCAUCACCAAGUACGGCUUUAUCCACCUCUACGAUAUUGAGACCGGUACUUGCAUCUUCAUGAACCGCAUGUCCAGCGAGACCAUCUUCGUGGCGUGCGGCGAUACGGAGUCCACCGGUGUCAUCGGCAUCAACCGCAAGGGCCAGGCGCUCUCCGUCAAGGUGGAUGAGACCACCAUCAUCCCGUACCUUCUGCAAAACCCCGCCAACACCGACUUGGCAAUUAAGAUUGCCUCGCGGGGCGAUCUUCCGGGUGCCGAGCCGCUCUAUGCCCGUCGGUUCGAGCAGCUAUUCAACGCGGGCAGUUUUGUCGACGCUGCCCGUGUCACGGCCAACUCUCCCCAAGGCUUCCUGCGCACCUCGGAAACUAUUGAGAAGUUCAAGCGCCUCCCGCAGCAGCCCGGCCAGAUGUCCUACAUCCUGCAGUACUUUGGCCUGCUGCUGGACAAGGGCACUCUCAACAUGACGGAGACACUGGAGCUAGCCCAGCCCGUUGUCGCUCAAAAGCGCACAGAGCUUCUGGAGAAGUGGGCAAAAGAGGACAAGCUGUUUGCCUCUGAACAGCUCGGUGACUUGGUGCGGCCAUUGGAUCUGGCCCUAGCUCUGCGCAUCUACCUCAAGGCCAAUGUCCCUCACAAGGUCGUCGCAUCUCUUGCUCAAGCGAACCGCUUCAACGAGAUCAUUCCGUACGCCACCCAGUCUGGAUACCAGCCAGACUACAUGCAGCUCUUGCAGCACGUUGCUCGUGCCAACCCUGACAAGGCAGUCGAGUUUGCCACCAUGCUUGCCAAUCAUGGGGGCGGCCCACUUAUCGACCUGGAGCGUGCAGUCGAUGUUUUCCAGUCACAGAGCUUGCUCCCGCAGGUGACGGCCUUUUUGAUCGAUGCGCUGAAGGAGAACCGCCCCGAGCAGGCCCAUUUGCAGACUCGUCUCUUGGAGAUGAACCUGCUCAAUGCGCCACAGGUCGCCGAUGCCAUUCUCAGCAACCAGAUGUUCUCAUACUUCGACAAGGCCCAGAUUGCCAAGCUUUGCGAACAGGCUGGUCUGUUCAAGUGGGCAUUGGAUCUGUACGAGGACCCUGCGGCUGUGAAGCGCGUCGUUGUGAACAUCCCGGGUACGGCCGACUUCGAUCCCGAGUGGCUAUCCACAUUCUUUGGCAAGCUUUCGGUCGAGCAGUCCCUGGACUGCCUCGAUUCCAUGAUGAAGCACAACAUCCGCCAGAACCUGCAGUCCGUUGUGCAGAUCGCUACCAAGUACUCUGACCUCUUGGGCCCGCAACACCUCGUGGACCUGUUCGAGAAGUACAAGACCUCCGAGGGCCUAUACUACUACCUUGGCAGCAUCGUGAACCUGUCCGAGGAUUCGGAAGUGCACUUCAAGUACAUUGAAGCUGCCACCAAGAUCGGCCAGUUCAACGAGGUGGAGCGGAUCUGCCGGGAAAGCAACCACUACAACCCCGAGAAGGUCAAGAACUUCCUCAAGGAGGCCAAGCUGCAGGACCAGCUGCCGCUCAUCAUUGUCUGCGACCGGUUCAACCUGGUGCAUGACCUGAUUCUGUACCUGUACCAGCACCAGCAGUUCAAGUCCAUCGAGGCAUACGUACAACGUAUCAACCCGUCUCGGACCCCCGAAGUUGUGGGCGGCCUGCUCGAUGUGGACUGCGACGAGAAUAUUAUCAAGAACCUUCUCGCGUCGGUGACCCCGGGCCCGAUUCCCAUUGACCAGCUCGUUUCCGAAGUUGAGUCGCGCAACCGUCUGAAGCUGCUGCUUCCCUUCCUCGAGUCUGCUCUUGCUGCCGGAAAUACCGACCAGGCAAUUUUCAACGCGCUCGCCAAGAUCUACAUCGACUCGAACAACAACCCCGAAAAAUUCCUGAGGGAGAACGACCAGUAUGACACGCUUGUUGUCGGAAAGUACUGUGAAAAGCGUGACCCGAACUUGGCCUACAUCGCCUACAGCAAGGGCCAGAACGACCUGGAGCUGGUCAACGUUACCAACGAGAACUCCAUGUACCGUGCUCAGGCCCGCUACCUUUUGGAGCGCGCUGAUCGUGAGCUGUGGCAGUUCGUGCUUAGCGAGAACAACAUCCACCGUCGCUCCGUCAUUGACCAGGUCAUCUCGACUGCCGUGCCGGAGUGCACGGACCCGGCCAAGGUGUCGGAAGCCGUUGCAUGCUUCCUCAAGGCCGAUCUCCCCGCAGAGCUUAUAGAACUCUUGGAGAAGAUUGUUCUGGAACCGUCUCCGUUUAGCGACAACCAGAGCCUGCAGAACCUGCUGCUGUUCACGGCCACGACCGCCGACAAGGCCCGUGUCAUGGACUACAUCCACAAGCUGGAUGCCUUCGACCCCCAAGAGAUUUCGACCGCUUGUAUCAAUGUUGGCCUGUUCGAGGAGGCGUUUGAGAUCUUUAAGAAGAUUGGCGACAACGCCAGCGCUGUCAAUGUUCUGAUCGAGCAUGUCGUCAGCAUUGACCGUGCCCAGUCUUAUGCCGAGGACAUCGACACCCCGGAGGUCUGGAGCCGCGUUGCUAAGGCGCAGCUGGACGGUCUGCGCGUGAGCGAUUCGAUUGAAUCGUACAUCAAGGCUAUGGACCCUAAGAACUACGAGGAGGUCAUCGACAUUGCCACGCACUCAGGCAAGAACGAGGAGCUUGUCAAGUUCCUUCUCAUGGCGCGCAAGACGAUGCGCGAGCCAACCAUUGACACUGCGCUGGCCUUUUCUUACGCGCGUCUGGGCAACUUGUCAGAGUUGGAGGACUUUUUGCGCGCCACAAACGUGACCAACAUCGAAGAGUCUGGUGACAAGGCGUACGGUGAAGGACUGUACGAGGCGGCCAAGAUUUUCUUCUCCAGCAUCUCCAACUGGGCGAAACUCGCAACCACGCUCGUGCACCUGGACGACUAUCAGGCCGCUGUUGAGGCGGCUCGCAAGGCCAACAAUAUCAAGGUGUGGCGCGAAGUUCACGAGGCCUGCGUGGAGAAGAAGGAGUUCCGUCUGGCCCUCAUCUGUGGUCUGAACCUCAUUGUCGAUGCAGACCAGCUGCAGGAGCUGGUGAAGCAGUAUGAGCGUAACGGUUACUUCGACGAGCUCAUCAACCUGCUGGAGCAAGGUCUUGGUCUCGAGCGUGCUCACAUGGCGCUGUUUACCGAGCUGGGUAUUGCUCUGUCUCGGUACCACCCUGAGCGGCUUUUGGAGCACCUGAAGCUCUUCUGGAGCCGGAUGAACCUGCCCAAGAUCAUCCGCGCCUGUGAGGAAGCGAACUUGUGGCCGGAAUUGAUCUUCUGCUACUACCACUAUGACGAGUUUGACAACGCGGCACUGGCUGUGAUUGAGCGGUCGGAGAACUCGUGGGAGCACCAGCAGUUCAAGGAGAUCGUGGUCAAGGUUGCCAACCUGGAGAUCUACUACAAGGCCAUCAACUUCUACCUGGAGCAGCACCCAUCUCUCAUCACGGACCUGCUGCAGGCGCUGACGCCGCGUAUCGACGUUAACCGCGUUGUGCGGAUGUUUCAGAAGUCUGACAACCUGCCGCUGAUUAAGCCGUUCUUGCUGAACGUGCAGCCGCAGAACAAGCGUGCGGUCAACGAUGCGAUCAACGAUCUGCUGAUCGAGGAAGAGGACUACAAGACGCUCCGGGAUUCCGUGGAGAACCACGACAACUACGACGCAGUCGAGCUCGCCGGCCGGCUGGAGAAGCAUGACCUGGUCUUCUUCCGGCAAAUUGCCGCUAACAUCUACCGCAAGAACAAGCGCUGGGAGAAGUCGAUUGCGCUCUCGAAGCAGGACAAGCUGUGGAAGGAUGCUGUUGAGACGGCAGCGAUCUCGGCCAAGACUGAUGUUGUCGAGGAGCUUGUGCGCUACUUUGUGGACAUUGGCAACCGCGAGUGCUACGUCGGUAUGUUGUAUGCCUGCUACGAUCUGAUCCGGCCGGAUUUGGUGCUGGAGCUUUCGUGGCGCAACGGACUGAACGACUUCACGAUGCCCUACCUGAUCAACCUUCUGAGCCAGCAGACGAAAGAGCUCGCGCAGCUCAAGGCGGACAACGAAGAGCGCAAGUUGAAGGAGAAGGAGAAGGUCGAGGUCGAAGACAACACGCCAAUUCUUGGCGCCAACCGACUUCUGAUCACGGCCGGACCGACCGGUGGGCAGGCUUCGCCUUCGCCGUAUAUGGGCGUCAACGGGUUUGCCCCCCAGCCUACCGGGUUCGGGUUCUAG
Messenger RNA from Grosmannia clavigera kw1407, 5043 nucleotides. RefSeq names its product clathrin heavy chain. The transcript is spliced from 4 exons. Gene Ontology annotation, cellular component: clathrin complex; clathrin coat of coated pit; actin cortical patch. NCBI's taxonomy places the organism in Eukaryota, Fungi, Ascomycota, Sordariomycetes, Ophiostomatales, Ophiostomataceae. The coding region runs from base 1 to 5043 and encodes 1680 amino acids. Gene Ontology annotation, molecular function: clathrin light chain binding; structural molecule activity. The record is from RefSeq and is a predicted model, not a curated record. Gene Ontology annotation, biological process: Golgi to endosome transport; intracellular protein transport; receptor-mediated endocytosis.